AUGGCUGAUGAUGGUGCAUCACCCCGCGAGCUGAUCGUGGAAGCCUGCCGCCGCGACCAACCUCACCUAAUUGAGCAAGUCCUGCAUGACAUGGAAGAACAAUCAAACGAGCAAGUCGCAGCAUUCUUCAAUGGAGUCACAGACACGAUGGGAAAUCACGCUUUGCAUAUCUGUGCCCAAUACGGCAGUGGCGAGACAAUGGACCACCUAUUUGACAUCCAAGGCUUCGAAUGUGACCCCAAAAACCGCCUGGAUGAAGACACACCACUGCACGUCGCAGUGCGCUACGCCGUGGAAAAAGACCGCGAGGUCGGCACUGAAAUUAUCGAGAUGAUGUGCGAGGCUGGUUGCGAUCCCCGCGUGCGUAAUAAGCAUAAUCAAUUGCCCAGUGAGCUGGCUGGGGGCAACAAUGAAAUCAAAGCGAUUCUGCAGAAGACUGCUUAUAUCAUGGCCGAGGGUCUACAGAGUAACGGCGAUGGCGCUGAGUCGGAUGGUGGGUCGGACACUGAUAUGGAAUAA
Penicillium nucicola is the source of this 519-nucleotide messenger RNA. Its product is annotated as ankyrin repeat-containing protein ANK1. Gene Ontology annotation, molecular function: protein binding. The record is from RefSeq and is a predicted model, not a curated record. The coding region runs from base 1 to 519 and encodes 172 amino acids. The transcript has 3 exons. Lineage: Eukaryota; Fungi; Ascomycota; Eurotiomycetes; Eurotiales; Aspergillaceae.